Chiloscyllium plagiosum (whitespotted bambooshark) is the source of this 2411-nucleotide messenger RNA. Its product is annotated as secreted frizzled-related protein 4-like. The record is from RefSeq and is a predicted model, not a curated record. Gene Ontology annotation, biological process: non-canonical Wnt signaling pathway; canonical Wnt signaling pathway. Gene Ontology annotation, cellular component: cytoplasm. Lineage: Eukaryota; Metazoa; Chordata; Chondrichthyes; Orectolobiformes; Hemiscylliidae. Gene Ontology annotation, molecular function: Wnt-protein binding.
CGUAGAGCAGCGAGCGGAAUUGGUUCGCACUUUGCAAGAUGCUGCCAGUGCUUGCUGCCUGCCUUUGGCUCGGGCCAGCCGUCUUGUUGCAGGGAGCACCCUGCGAACGUGUCAGAAUCCCGAUGUGUAAAACAAUGCCCUGGAAUAUCACUCGGAUGCCCAACCAUCUUCAUCACAGCACACAGGAGAAUGCUAUUCUCGCCAUCGAGCAAUAUCAGGAACUGGUGGACACCAACUGCAGUCCACUGCUGCGCUUCUUUCUCUGCGCAAUGUACGCACCCAUCUGCACGUUCGAGUUCCUUCACGACCCCAUCAAGCCGUGUAAGUCCGUUUGCCAGACGGCAAGAGACGGUUGCGAACCUAUUAUGAGAAGGUACAACCACAGCUGGCCCGAGAGUCUGGCAUGCAGCGACUUACCUGUUUAUGAUCGGGGGGUUUGCAUCUCACCGGAGGCAAUUGUCACCGAUGGGCUUGCAGAUGCCAUGUGGAUGGACAUCACCCGCGAUAUGAUCGUUCUGGAGCCUUCUGACUGCAUGAGUUGGAACGCAGGUCGUUGUAAAUGUAGAAAAAUUAAACCAACGCUGAAAACAUACUUGGAAAAGAACUAUGAUUAUGUUAUCCGAGCCAAAGUAAAAGAUGCGAGCAGAAGUGGUUGCAAUGAAAUCACCACAGUGGUGGAGGUUUUAGAGACAUUCAAGUCAUUGGUACCUAUCCUGCAGACUCACAUAACCCUUCUUACCAACUCUUCGUGCUCAUGUCCUCAACUGCCACAUAACCAUGACCUGCUCAUUAUGUGCUAUGUGUUGCAUUCACGACUGAUGCUCUUUAAUGGAUGUUUAGCUGAGAAAUGGAAAGAUCAGUGGUCUAAACGACUUAAGCGCUGGGAACAAAGACUAGAUCAGCAACAGCAGAUGCGUAUCAUGGAAGAAAGAAAGCAAAAUGCAGGACGUAGUGAACACAGUGGUGGUCCAAAGUCAAAUUCAAAGAAUGCAAAUAAAUCUCCUAGCAACCCCAGGAAGAUCAACAAAAAUAAAGGCAAGAAGGAAGCCAAAGAAGUAUGAACUGGAAAAUUUCUAUAACUGCAAUCAUCUAAUACUUGGAAAGUCAGAUCUUGGUUCAGUAGCAAGUAACAAUCUGCAGAUUAUUUCUACCUAUAAGCAACCUGGUAAUUAUUGCACUAUUGCAUUUCCAAAUUAUUGUUUAACAUUGUUAAAACUCUAAAACUUUAAAUGUCAUAUGCAGAUACUGCUAACCAUGUUCAUUGGUUUGCACUACAAAAUGGUGGACAUUUCUAUGCCUUCAUCUUUCUCACUUGCCAUUUUUCAUAGCAAAGGUACAUGUGAUAUCAAUCUCUUUAUUGCAGCUAAUGCUCCUUAGUAUUUCGAUACUUGUGCUACUGACUUUGUUGUUUUGCUGUAUUGGGUUUGUUGCCAAAGUGGUCUCCACAAGUCACUCUUUACAUUUGAACUGACUCUUCCCAUUGCAUAGAUCAUGUCGCUGCAAAACACGAUAUUUAGCAUUACUUAUUUAAAACAUUAUUCUGCAACACACAGCUUAAUAUACAGAGCUGCAGAUUUUCAGACUGGAUUUUAUCUUUGUAUUUUUAAUUAUUAUCUUUAUAAAUUUUUGAAAAUUUCAAGCCAUUCUUAAGAGUUUUGUGUUUCCAGGAAUGCACCUUAAUGAACAUGCAUCAAAUUUGUUAAUUUCCUGUAAUUUGUACAAAACAGUUAUCUGGAUGUUUCUGAUAAUGUUAAAACUAGUUGUGACUUUUACAAAUCCAGAUUGUAUGUCCAUAAUCUGGCAGUUUUAGGAUUAGGUCUUUACUGGACUGGAGAAUUUGCUGACUACAGACAAUGACAUAUCAGUGUCAACAUGGGAACUUCUGAACAUGUUUAAGAAGUGCUUUACAACAUAAAAUGUGAUGAUAAGAUGAAAAGCAGCUAUUUUAAGAGAAUAUAAAUAUUUUUACCUGCUAGUACAAUUUUAGCUCCUUAGUCAGUGUUGCUGUCUUUAUGUAGUUCAGGAUCUUUCUGCUGCUGGUCAUAGAAGUUGCAAAUCAACAAGACACGUUAGGGAUUUGCAAACUGUUAAAUGAUUUUAUUAAAUUUGAGGCAAAAAUACAGAAACAAAAAUAAGUAAACCCUAAGAACUGAAAUGUUGAUUGUGGUUUUAUUGGCAAUGAUUAUGUUGUGAUUGCUGGAAAUACUGAAAGUAGAUCUUUAGUAAUGUAGAAUAUCUGCAUGUGAUCAAUCACAGCUACAAUUAAUUUGAUUAUAACAACAUUUUAAUGUAAAUAACAAGAAAUUUUUUACUGAAAAGUUUUUAGAGCUUGCCUGUCCCAUUUAAGCGCAUCUCUUAAAUGCCUAAAAUUCAACAUUCCUCUCCCACAGAAAUAUGAAAUAAACAUUUAU